Messenger RNA from Helobdella robusta, 636 nucleotides. RefSeq lists its product as hypothetical. The transcript has 4 exons. The annotation marks the transcript as partial. The record is from RefSeq and is a predicted model, not a curated record. NCBI's taxonomy places the organism in Eukaryota, Metazoa, Annelida, Clitellata, Rhynchobdellida, Glossiphoniidae.
AAAAUGAGAUAUUACACACCGUACGAAGUCCUAGCCCACAAUACUUAUGACGACCUUUGGGUCUCCUUGCUCGGAAAAGUUUACAAUUUGAGCCAACUGAGCGAGAAAAACAAAGGAAGUAUCCUCAUGAAACCAAUUAUAGAAGCAGCAGGAAAAGAUAUUUCGCAUUGGUUCGACGAAAUAACAGAAGAACCCCGACGUUACUUGGACCCCUUGACAAACAUUUCCUUAAUUUACACCCCGUACGGCAGAUACGUGCACGUACCACCGCCAUACCCGUCAUCCGAUUGGGCAAACGAUUUUGGUACCCCGUGGUGGAAAGACAGUAACUACUACAUAGGCCACCUAACGAAGAAAACAAGAAAGCUGAAAAUCAUCAACACUCUCACAUCUCAACAAGACGUUUGUUCUGAAGAAACGAUAAACGAAAUAUUGAGAAGGUAUUUAGCUUACAAUCUGCAUGCAAACAGUUACACAUGGAAAUAUGACGGAGUGGUGCUGGAUAUGAACAAAACUCUUGAAGAGAAUGGAAUUAAAGAUGACGAUUUCGAAUUUUAUAACCUAAAAAUGGAUGAUACGGAAUACUUGCAAUACGUACAUCUCUACUUUAACGAUGACCUCACAGUUAUUGACUGA